ACACUUGCUGAUCAAAGUUUCAAUCAGGGUCUGUGCCUGCAGACUACACGGCUCGGAUAAGAGCACGUAUCGACGCGAGAAGACGACGGUCGUUGAUCGGAAUGAGCUUGUUUUUAAAUCUACAAUUCCAAUAUGAGCAUACCAACCAGUAAAAGAAUGGAUGAAAUCAAACGGCAGAUGUCAGUCCAUCGACAGAAUCUACUUUGUGUUUGUCGAUUGUCAAUAAAGGCACUAAUUGCUCAGUCGCAAUACCAGGCAACAGAUGACUCCUGUCCUGAGUUCAAGAAUUUUGCUACUAUCAUGGAGCACAUACUUAGUCACAGACUUAAAGGUCAGGUGACAUGGUUUGGUUUAGAGGAACCCCGUGACUUUUGGCAUUUCAUCCGAGUUGUCUGCGGUAAUACACAUGAUGGUUGCAUUGGUAAUGUGGCUCAUAUGGAGUCGGUGCGGUCACCCAAGGCAAAGGGCAGAGCAUGGCUGCGGAUGGCUCUAAUGGAGAAAAAACUUGGAGAUCACAUUGCAAUUGCUUUACAGAAUGACAAAGCACUGAGAGCUUUUUAUAGAGAAGGAGCAUUCGUUAGAAGUGAAGAGGCUCAGAUAUUGGUUCAAUCUCUCCAGUCCCUGCACUCAUUAGACUUCAGCUGCUGUGUGAAAGGAGAGAAGCUAGAAAUAGGAGUAGCCAGUGUGAUUGACUAUGCACAGUUUCUCAAGACCCAGCUAAGUGAUGAUGAUAACCAAGAAGCUUUAAUGAAGGAUCAGCAACUCUUUGCACCCUCUCACUCACCAAGGGGAGAUGGGUCGUCUAUGAAUGAGAAACUUUUACAACUGCAGAAUCAAUACAGAGUAGCAUCAGCUCAAAAGGAUUAUAUGGAGGAGACAGCCAACCAGAAGGAACAACAGUUGGUUGAGAGUAGAAAGAAAAUACAAACACUGGAGAACCUGGUUAUUCAGUUACAAGAACAAGUGGCGAGUUUGAAAGAAGCCCAGCUGAUAUCACGUCGUGAACUAGAAGAACAUUUGAUUGCUGGUCAGUGGCCAUUACAGGAUAGAAUAAGGACUUGUACAGUGAGAACAGACCAAGAUGAGAUUGCAUUAGACAGUAUUUCAAGUCAACUUUCUCCUCUCGAUCAAUCAAGUAUCCAGAGUUUUGGUCCUCCUUCUGUCCAUCAGAGAUCAAUCAGUCCAAUAUCAUCUAGCUCAGGAAUAUCAGCAACGGAAGGGUCAGGAGACCCAAGGACUGUCCCGUAUUCUAUUCCAAGGUUUGCUCGUAAGGAGAAGGAAGAGACACCCUCACUUGUAGCAUUGGCAGGGUCUUUUACCUCACAGUUAAGUGUGAGAUCGAAUGAAACAAAUAGCUCUGGAAUGUCAGAAAAUCAACCUGUAAAUUUAGCAAGGAACCUGUCUCCAGAUUCUCUUAGUGCAGUCUCAUUUGCAUCAGCAUCUGAAGCAAGUCCAAUGCUGUCAUAGUAAUAUCCUUCAGAUUGAAUUUACUAUAGUUUCUAUAUCGGGUCCUAAUCGUUAUUUUAUGCAAAUUUGUGAUUAUUUAUUAACUUUCUGUGCCCAUUCAAUCAAUUCUCAGUAUUAAGAAACAAGUUGAAUGUGCAUGAAGAUAAUGUCUUCUCUUUUCAAGAUGUAGACUGAUUUCCUGUCAAAAGCAUAGAAACAGAAUCAAUAGUGUACACAUUUCAAUUCAAAUUGAGUUUAGUAUUUGUAAAAAAAAUUAAAUCUGGAAAAAAAAUCUCAUUUGAACAAAGACAGAUCACUGGUUGUUUGUUUAGUUGUGCAUUACUUACAAAUAGCUUGAUGAAACAGCCCCCGCAUUUCAAAGUUUAUCAACAUAACAUUCUAGAGUUUUUAUCCAGCGAAACCUAGCAGCCAUGUCUUUGAGGAUUCAGCUUGGGUCAUCACUGCCUUGCAGAUCUGCAAAGUGUAAUUAAAAUAGCCAGGAAACUUCAAGUAUAAAGAAACUGAAUUCUGUUCCUAAUGAAUCAAGAAAGAAGUUAAAAUGUGCAUUCAGGAAUGCACAAAGCCUCCACACAACAUAAAGAAUAAUUGCAGACUAUUACAUAUUAAGGAGAUGUAGUCAUAGCUCUAGGCACUGUUUCGGCCAAGCUAAAGGAAUAACAGUCAUUUUAUAUCAGCACAUUCUGCGGUUUGUAAAAUUAUUGUGUGGACAAAAUUAUAUGUUAUGAGCAACUCCAUGAAGUAUAUAAUAUAAUAUAAAGUAUUUAAUCUAACCCCUUCUUGAAAUGAUUUGUCUCUACUUGUCAUGGCUCGAGCAGUUCAUUACGUAGAGUUUAAAAAAAAAGAGUAUUACUGGCUGUCUGUCUUGAUAAAUUCUUAAACUAAUGGCAAUGAAUGCCUUUAUCAAAGAGUUUCAUCUGCUUCUAACUCAUUCACAUCCCCACAAGCAGUCUACAGUAUCUAUGAAGCAGUUAAGGUUGUUGAUGAUUUUAAUUUGACAUGGGUAUUCUGAAAGGUAGUGAUCGGAUAUAUAGCAUUUCCAGAAAAGAAUCAAGAUUAUUACUUUCAAACAGUGUUGUUUAUUCUGCUUCAGGAGUCUAAAAUAUGGGUUGCUGGUGGUGUUGAAGGUUGCAUCUUGCUCUCGUUAUCUUUUGGUCCGUUCUCUCUUUUCCUUUCAACCUUCUUCUGUAUAGGAUUCACCCCACCAUGUUCUCACCAAACACUUACUGAUAUUCACACCCUUGAAUACUGCUAGACCUCCAUGAUGUAGGUCCAUUUUGUCCUCUUCUUUAGUCAAGUACAUAUUCAGUAACCUUGCUCGCAUUUUCCACCCUCACUUUUCUGUAUGUAGCUUUGGUAUUUCCAUGUACUUUGCAGCAAGGAUUCUUGGUUAACUCCCUCUAGGUGAUCUGCCAUAUUGACUAAUAGGCAAUGGGUAUUUGGUUGCAGAAGGAAUUCAGAUUAAAAAGAAGAUUGAGAAAAACAAUCUAGGUAAUCUUACCUUGUCACCUGGGAUGCUUUUCUAAAGAAAAUUUUUGCGUCAACGCCCAUUUUUCUGACAAUGUUGGCAUCAGCACCAUUUAUUUUCUAUUUAGAGUUUGAAGAGGAUCAGCUAUCACAUUACGCAGCUAGAGUGGAUUCAUGAUAUUAACCCUCAUCCUCCUGAGUGUUUUUUUUUUGUAAAAUAGUUAACACAAAAACGAACCAUUUCUAUGUACAUAAUGACCUCUACAACAUUCGACCUUUGACCUUGAGACCCCAAAAUCUAAUAAGAUAUUGUCCCUCUCAUAUGCAUACAUGAGCCAGAUUUGAUGAUGAUGUUGAUCUGUCAAACAGUACUUAAGUUAUCAAGAGAACAAAACAGGACAGAUGGACGGACAACACAAAAAAAAAUGAAUAUGACAUUUUGAUGUUUUUUUGUUUUCUUUUGCUAAUUAAGGAAGAAAAUAACUAUUACAACAUUCGCAGAAUAUUAUUGGGUAGAAAAACAAAUAUUGUAUGGUGGCAAACACCCCCCCCCCUUCGGUGCACCGUAAUCAUUGAAAGACUAUAAAAAUAUAUUUACCCUCAACUCAACUAUUUAUCCUCAACACACCUAUGUGAUGGAAAACAGACAUCUUGAGAAUGUGGACUCUUGUGGACUUAAUGUUAGAAGUAGUUACUUCAGCAUACGUAUUAUUACUUCAUGGAAUGCCUUGCCGGAAUCACUUAUAUCUGCACGCAAUAUUGUCGCUUUCAAAAAUGGCUUACAUAAACUCUGGCAAAGCAAACAGUUCUAUGUACCAUGACGACAUCCACGCACACACGCAUCAUGUAUCAGUUUGCAAUUUGUUAUCCAUUAUGACUUCGUUGACGACCGGGAGAUCUACAGGUUUACCUCACUCCCGUAUACCAGAUGAUGAUGAUGAGGGUUUUUCUCCUUCACCAUCAAAAUAGCGAGUGAAGUGGUACUUCACCAAACUCGCCUCUUCCUGUGUCCAUCUGGAGUAUUUUCUCCCUGUAAUUAAAACAACAACAAACUAGAUGGAUCUUUGACUGCGUGCAGUAGAAAAUAUGCCGUAGCCAUCACUCAAUUUUUAUAUUAAGCCUAAUUUUGAUUAACAUGUUCUGAAUUGAUUCUCUAUACUCUAAAAGAUGGUCAACCAGAUCUUGAAAAAUCACAGAGCUAUUUUAUUAUGAGCCAAUAACAAGGUCUUAGGGAGUGUUGCAAGAAAAUAUUUGCGAUCAAUUGCAAAUAUUCUGUUGCAACUGUACAACUGAUAGAUCAACGUUAGCUGUAGCAAAUCAGAUUAUACUUCUUAUUUUAAGGAGCAGAUUAGCAAUCAAUCACUAAUUUGCAAUUAACUACAAGACAUAUGAAUGAUUUAGGGACUAAAAAUUGACUUGCAAUUGUUUGCAAGUUUCUUGCAACACCCCAUUAGACACCGUUCUCAUUAUACUUUCUAAAACUGGUUUACUGGAAAACGGUUCAGGAAACCAGUCUGGAAGAUCGCUUUGCUAGCGUUCCCAUUUGAUCACUUAAAAGUGGUUUUCAAAACUACUUCAUGUAAAGUGGUUUCGUUGCUAUGGGAACACUCUCAAUGGGGUGACAUGUUUCACGCGAAAUUUGAAACCGCAGCGUAGGCAUUCUACUUACAGUGUGUGGAGUAGCGCGCUUGAAAUGUGCGAAGAUCGCUUCCCGAAGAAAGGUUGUGUCCUCAUGCUAAAACCAGUUUAAGGCAAAGCGAUCUUCAAAACUACAUCGCGAGGUGGUUUUCUGAACCGGUUUGGAAGAUAGCUUCGACCAUUCUCAUUACGUAUUAAACUAGUUUCCCGUAAAUUAGUAUUAGGACGGUAAUGAGAACGGUGUCUUACAGUCUUUUGAGCCCUGUGACCAAUGACCUAAUGGCCCCAAAUCUAUUGUCUUAAUUGGCUCCUCAAGAUACACACGUAGACAAAGUUUGUUGAGAAUCAGUCAAUCGGUUCUUAAUGCAUAUUAAUCAGUUCAUUGGCUCCUCAAGAUAUGUACACAUACCAAGUUUGCUGAGAAUCCGCCAAUGGGUUCUUGAGAUGACGGGAUCAUGAGCCAUUUUCGCAUAUAUAAUGAGCCCUGUUAAAUUUCUUCUUCAGGUUACAUCUGUCUCCUUCAUGGUUGAAGAUUCUUGCAGAUGGUUUAUUGGCAUGUGUCUAUGGCCAGGUUUAGGUGUGCGGUGCAAAUAUAUAUACAGUUGCAAGUAAAAAGUCCCAUCUGGUUUAGCCUGAGACUGGCGGAAGGCUUUUUUAGAAGAGGCAUCAAUUUUGUUGGGAGGGAGAGCAUUCCAUACCUUGAUCGUCCUCGGAAAGAAGGAUUGACGUUGGUGCUCAGUCCUACAGUGUGGUAUUUGACCUUAUGACCAUCUUCACAGUUCAUUGGUUUCUCAAGAUACAUACAUAAACCAAGAUUGGUGAGAAUCCGCCAAUAGGUUCUUGAGAUGGCACGAUCAUGAGCCAUUUUGCAUAUAUAUAUUUAGCCAUGUGAUCUUUGACAUUUGACCUCAAAAUCUAAUUAGUUCAUUAGCUCCUCAAGAUACAUACACAUAACAAGUUAGGUGAGUAUCCGCCAAUGGGUUCUUGAGAUAUCGCGAUCAUGAGAGCGGGACGUAUGGACGGACGGACAUUCAGAAAACAUAAUGCCUCCAGCGACUUCGUAGUGGAGGCAUAAAAAUGGAAUAAGUAGCUUAAAAUUCAUAAAGCAGCGUUCUGGAAGUGAUUUGUUAUAUGCACUGGACCUCAAUACCAAAUGUCACAGAAAAGGGCCCACACAGGCAGGAAAUCAUCUCUGAUCUGCAUAGGGUUUUACCUAAUACUAUUUUUAACUUCAUUUUUAUAGUGCUGAUUUUCCUAAUAUAAUUUCCAGCUACUUAAAAACUGCUGAAGUCAAGUAUGUGUGAUUUAAAAAAACAAACGGCUAAAACGAUCAGGCCGAAAAUUUGUGUGUUGUCCAUUGCAUGCAUAUCUGUGUGCUGUACAUGUCCAUUUUGGUAGAACUAAGUAAAUUUACUGUACUAUCAUUCUGGCAUUUCCAAUACCCUCCAGCAAAAAGCAGAUCUUAAACCUAUGACUGUUGAAUUCUCAAAACUCCCACAGACUUAAUAUGAGGCAAACUCGAUUCCCGUAGGCAAAGGGUUAAGUGCACUAUAAACAACAACCUUUUCCAAGGAUGCAAAGAAAACAAACACCACAAGUCCUAUACAUACCGCAAACUACCAAAGGAGGAUGGUCCAAACCAGCCAUUCUCAAUUACUUUUUUUGAAGCGCCACAUUUCAUGUUGAGAAUCUGUAAUGCACCACUGUCCAUUGCGCAAACCAGCAAUGUAUCAGCGGAGGGGGUUCAGAGGCCCCUGGUGGGGGUCGAGGGGGCAGAGCCCCCAGACGUUUUGGAAUAUGAGGCCUUUUAAAUUGCCCAGAGGGGCUCUAAUUAA
This is a messenger RNA of Lytechinus pictus (painted urchin), 6404 nucleotides long. RefSeq names its product RUN domain-containing protein 3B-like. Lineage: Eukaryota; Metazoa; Echinodermata; Echinoidea; Temnopleuroida; Toxopneustidae. The coding region runs from base 133 to 1467 and encodes 444 amino acids. The record is from RefSeq and is a predicted model, not a curated record. The transcript is spliced from 12 exons.